Messenger RNA from Cornus florida, 805 nucleotides. RefSeq lists its product as uncharacterized. Bases 25 to 630 code for a protein of 201 amino acids. The record is from RefSeq and is a predicted model, not a curated record. NCBI's taxonomy places the organism in Eukaryota, Viridiplantae, Streptophyta, Magnoliopsida, Cornales, Cornaceae. The transcript has a single exon.
AAAGGGUGUUAAAAGAGAUUUGCAAUGGGGAAUUGCUCUGUCAAAGGGGUUACUGAUAUUAAAUGCUCCAACUCUAUCCGGCUUAUGACAGAUUCUGGUGAUAUAAUAGAGUUGGAAGGGCCUAAAAUAGUCCGGGAAGUCCUCAAUGACUUCCCGGGCUAUGGCAUUUUCAGGCAAGGUCGCCUAUCAUCGCCAUUGUUAUGCCACCAGCAACUUUUCAGUAACCGGUUUUACUAUCUCCUCCCACUAGGAAAGGAGAUGUUAGCACCGGGUACUAAGGCUAGUACGUACUUGAAUGAUGGGUGCGCGAACGUGCCAGAGCCGGUGAGGAUGUCAUCGUCAAGUGCUGCAUUGGAUGUUGUCACAAACUUAACCAAUGGGUCAGCUCUUGAAGUCCUGCCACCUCCUCAGAAGGGUGUGUGGAGAGUGAAGCUAGUGAUUGGUACCAAACAAUUGGAGGAAAUUUUGUCGGGAGAGGACAAUACCGAGGCCUUGAUUGAGACGAUGAGGAUGGCUGCAAGCUCAGCCAACGUCACGCCUAGGCGGAUCAAGGGUUCUAGGGGUGUGAAUUGGAAGAUUUUAAGCAAUUUCUUUAAGGUUCCAGUUGAUUAUGAAAAAAAAGUCAGGUAAUUCGAUGUCUGAAACAGCAGUCCCAAGUCGGGAAGGGUUAUUAGCUCAAUUGGGAACACAAAACUUAGUGUUCCAAUUGAUCUAUUUAUUGAAUUAUUGAUGAAUCAUAUGACUUUGUCCUGGUUAACUUUUAUAGCUUAGUUUGUACAUUUUGCUAUGUAUCUCUGAUGCUGAA